AUGCUUGAAUUCUAUCCAAUGCCCACAAACUUGAGUCGUGGCGCUGGCUUUUAUUCACACCAUCAUCAGAAUCAUGGCGGUACGCGUACAUUUGGCAAUGCGCCCAAUUCGGUCGGCAGCGCAAUUAAUGCAACUGUAUUGAAUAAUAGUGGCAACUGUGGACAACAGCAACAACAACACAACAGCAGUACACCAACAACAGCAGCCACUUCGACACCCGCUACAUCAACUGCAACCGUUUCCGCAACUGCAACAGCAGGCACGUCCGUCGCGUCACCGCACCGCAUCAGCGACCCCCCAACAAAGGCGGCUUUUAACAUAGCCGCAAGCGAAAAAGCCACUGCGGCAGCCCCCGAAGUCAAUUCCAGUGCAACACUUGCAACCGCCAUACCCGCGUGUCCCGCCGCCGCCACCGCCACCUCCACGGCACACAUUUUAAUGAUACCCACUUCAAUUUCAACAUCGUGUUCGUCAUCACCUUCGUCAUCGUCAUCCUUAAUGACGGUGUCCGCCUCCGUUAUGGCUCCAACAACGGCCGCUUUAUUGCCGACGGCGACGGCGUCGACGACAGCAUCGCUGUCCGAGCUGUCUGCGGGCUGUAAUGGUCGAACAGAAGUUGGACAGGUGAAGUGCGAGAAGAAUUACGAAAUAUGCGAAGGUUGCGGACAAAAGAUACACGAUCGUUAUCUCAUGAAUGUCGGCGAAUCGAACUGGCACGAACACUGUCUAUCUUGUUGUUAUUGUGGAAUACAGUUGUUCAAUACCUGCUACGUGCGCAAUUCAAAGCUUUAUUGUAAACACGAUUACGAACGAUUAUUCAGCAUCAAAUGCACCUUCUGUUGUCAUCCGAUUCUGCCACAUGAGAUGGUCAUGCGACCGAUACCCGCUUUUAUUUACCACCUGCCUUGUUUCAUCUGCUACAUCUGCCGACUGCCACUGCAGAAAGGUGAGCAAUUCCUGCUGCGUGACGGCCAGCUCUUCUGCUGUCGACACGAUCUCGAGAAAGAGCUCUACUUGGCGACAGCACAGCAUUGCGGUUUCGUCGGACUGGAUGAUGAUGAUUUGAUGCGUCCGCGUGAUGGACGACGCGGCCCAAAGCGACCACGCACCAUAUUGACAUCACAGCAGCGGAAACAAUUCAAAGCGUCCUUCGAUCAAUCGCCCAAGCCGUGCCGCAAGGUGCGCGAGGCGCUCGCAAAGGACACCGGACUGUCGGUGCGCGUAGUGCAGGUGUGGUUUCAGAAUCAACGCGCCAAAAUGAAGAAAAUACAACGUAAGGCGAAAAAUGGCGGUGGCAAUGGCGGUGCGGUGAGCUCGCGCAGCGGCGAUGAGAAGGAUAUGGGUAAGGACGACAAGGAUAUAAAGCAGGAAUGUGGCAUAGCUGGUGUCGAUGGCGCUUAUUUGAGCUUAGGCGACAGCGGUUUCGGCAGUCAACCGCUAAAUCCGAAUCUGCCCUUCUCGCCCGAUGAUUACCCGCAUAAUUCCAAUGAUAGUUUUUGUAGCUCCGAUUUGUCCUUGGAUGGCAGCAAUUUCGAUCAACUGGACGAUGACACUGAUUCGUUGUCACUCAACAAUCUGGAGCUGCAGUCCACCGGCUCCUCGGGUAAUCAACAUUCCAAUCCACACGACAUCAUCGCCAAUCUCAGCACGAGUCUCGUCAAUCCGAUUGACAAGCUGUACUUGAUGCAGAAUUCUUACUUUAAUGUAGAGCAAUAAACCAAAUUGACCGUUAUGGAAUAGAGGAUACGAAUUUAUUAGUAUUAAGCUACAUGUCAAGUUGGGUGGGGACUUGUUGUGGGCGCAGCAGGCACCAUGUACAUGCAUAUGUAUAUGUGAGUUGAGCGGACUUUGUUGUACGUCCCAGGGGCAAAAA
Molecule: messenger RNA, 1873 nt
Organism: Bactrocera latifrons
Lineage: Eukaryota; Metazoa; Arthropoda; Insecta; Diptera; Tephritidae
Gene: Lmx1a
Product: LIM homeobox transcription factor 1-beta
Exons: 5
Coding region: 1-1716 (571 amino acids)
Biological process (GO): neuron differentiation; regulation of transcription by RNA polymerase II
Cellular component (GO): nucleus
Molecular function (GO): RNA polymerase II transcription regulatory region sequence-specific DNA binding; DNA-binding transcription factor activity, RNA polymerase II-specific
Source: RefSeq, a predicted model, not a curated record